CUGAGCUUCUCAGAAAGGAAAAUGGCGGCUGUCGGACGCGUCUCUCAAAUGUUGGUACGGUCUUAUUUGACCCAGACCCGGCGUCAGCUCUCUGCCGCUGCUGCUGCUGGCGGACACAGCGAGCAAGCAGCCAAGACAUGGAAGAUCCUCUCUUUUGUGGUUGCCCUCCCUGGUGUUGCGGUGUGCAUGUUGAACAUGUACCUCAAAGAGCAGCAGCAUUCCCAUGAACAGCCAGAGUUUGUCCCUUACUCCCACCUUCGCAUUCGCAGCAAGCGUUUCCCUUGGGGUGAUGGCAACAAAUCCCUUUUCCACAAUGCACACUUGAAUCCUCUUCCUGCCGGCUAUGAGGGCCACGAUGAGUAAAACCCUUCCUCCAGACCUCCUAACGGGCACGGGGACCAGUCCUCCUUCAGCGGUUGUUACUGGACCAUACUUCUAUUUACAGUUUACUCUUCACUUUUGUUGUGUUUACCUCUGUGCUCUCAACAUGGGGCACCCGAACCAACAGUUCCUUUACUCUGGACCAUCAACAUGUCAGACUGAUCCUGAAUUAACAUAAAUAAAGUAACUAAUAUUACCUCAA
This is a messenger RNA of Anarrhichthys ocellatus (wolf-eel), 583 nucleotides long. It is a transcript of the gene cox6a1, whose product is annotated as cytochrome c oxidase subunit 6A1. The coding region runs from base 22 to 363 and encodes 113 amino acids. Gene Ontology annotation, molecular function: enzyme regulator activity. The transcript has 3 exons. Gene Ontology annotation, cellular component: mitochondrial inner membrane; respiratory chain complex IV. Gene Ontology annotation, biological process: mitochondrial electron transport, cytochrome c to oxygen. NCBI's taxonomy places the organism in Eukaryota, Metazoa, Chordata, Actinopteri, Perciformes, Anarhichadidae. The record is from RefSeq and is a predicted model, not a curated record.